Messenger RNA from Arachis ipaensis, 381 nucleotides. NCBI's taxonomy places the organism in Eukaryota, Viridiplantae, Streptophyta, Magnoliopsida, Fabales, Fabaceae. The record is from RefSeq and is a predicted model, not a curated record.
AUGAUCACAAGGAGUAAACAUGGAAUUUUCAAGCCCAAAGCACUACAAGCCACAGUUGAACCUAGAAGUGUCAAAGAGGCAUUAUCUCACCCUGAAUGGAAGAGAGCCAUAGAUAAUGAAUAUGAAGAACUAAUGAGGAAUUCAACAUGGAAGCUGGUACCACUGCCACAAGGGGGAGAAGCUAUUGGAAGUAAGUGGAUAUUUAGAGCUAAGUACAAUGCUGAUGGCUCGUUGCAGAAACAUAAGGCCAGAUUAGUUGCACAGGGGUUCUCCCAAAAACCUGGUUUUGACUUUAUUGAAACCUUUAGUCCAGUAGUGAAGCCAACUUCGAUAAGAGUAAUCCUAACAGUGGCAUUGGCAAAUGACUGGAGCAUUAAGUAG